Molecule: messenger RNA, 1535 nt
Organism: Macroventuria anomochaeta
Lineage: Eukaryota; Fungi; Ascomycota; Dothideomycetes; Pleosporales; Didymellaceae
Exons: 2
Coding region: 275-1324 (349 amino acids)
Cellular component (GO): membrane
Source: RefSeq, a predicted model, not a curated record
CGCAUCAGACCUCGACUCCUUCCAGGCUGUCAGACAGCGUGCCGUUCGUAUCAUUAUGUUUGUAUAGCAUAUUGCGUGCAGUCUGCGCCCAUCGUUCUUCGUGCUGUUGUGGCUCUUUCCUCUGCGCAAAUUGUUGACAGCCCCUAAACGUGUCGUCUCCCGCACCGUUCUUGCCUUACUGGCACGCUUUCCCCAUGCAUUCACGGUAGCAACAGCGUGACGCCUAUUGCUCUCUUCGACUUUGAACAUCUGCUACACGACAACACUAUCCAUAAUGGUGGAACAGAACAUCCAGCUUGUCGACCACACCGACAGCGACAACACCCUCACGACCCAGCCCGAGUCCCCUCGAACGCCAGACUCGCACAUCGACAUACUAUACGAAAAUCAGCGCGGUUGGUUUGUCUUUGGCAUACCGCUCUUCUCGUCGAAAGCACUAUGGAAUCUCCGAGUCGACCCCGCUCCAUGGGUAGACGCGAAGUUCAAACCCUCGGCCGUCAAUAUCACAAAUGCACAAGUACCGGACCCGAGUUGGGUAUGGGAUUGGAAGAGCUGGUAUGUCGACAUGAGCCUAGAUGUCGAUGAGGAGGGGUGGCAGUACAGUCUCUUGUUCAAAGGCUCGCCAUGGCACGGCAACCAUCCGUGGUUUCACAGCUUUGUCAGGAGGCGGCGGUGGUUGCGAAGGAGAGUGAAGCAGAAGAUACCACCGAAGACGAAAGAAACUGCACGCGAGAGACUGUUUGGUGACAGGUUCAGCGUUGGUGGCACAACACUGUUCAGGACAGAUACACCAGGCACUAUGAGUGUGCUGAACAGCAGCGGUCAAGCCUCUGUGGACGAGGAGGUCCGAGACACUGCAACCUUGAUGAGGAAGUUGAAAGCGGCUGCCAUCGACCGAGAGAAAAUUGUCAUCAUCAAUAAAUUCAUUGCAGAUGGAGGCGAGGAGCUGCACUACCUCGCAGAACAAAUACCGACCAUCAUGUCAAUGCUCAUCUUCCAGAACUCGCGCCGCCAACUCCUCUCCACCCUCAUGGACACCUUCGGCGCCGCCAAGAGCCACCGCGACUCGCACAAAUCCCAAAAUAAGCCAGAGGGCGAGGCCGAAACCCGCAGAAUCAACAACCUGCUUCAAGCCGUCGAGGCUGCCGACACAGAAUGCAAGAGGCUGGAGUACUGGAGCGACAUUCGCGAGCUGGCUGCGGAAGGCAAGGCCGGCAAUGCUACGGCUGAGUCGAGCGGGUGGGACGAGAAGUGGCAGGGCGUGGAUGACAGCGGGCCGAAGCAUCCUACACCGUCGACGCAGUCGUCGAUUACGAUACCCUAAUACCCUUGAUGUUGCAGUUCGAUGCUGAAGACCUCAGCGACUGCACAUACUUCCACGUAGCAUUUGGAGCACGAGCCUAUAUCUUAUAUUUCUGACACACUUUUAAGAACAAAAUCAUGUGUGCACCUUUCUCACUCUAAUCGGUCCCUUGAUGUCCUCCAGUCUUUCCACUUCAAGCACCUCACCCUUCUGCAUCACCUCAAUCUCACCC